CGGCCAGAAGCCAGCGCCGGCGGCGUCGGCCGCGCGGAUCCACAGCCAUGGGUCGCAUCAGCUGGCUGACGCUGCUGACGCUGAUGAUCAGCUUGAGCUUCACCUCAUCUGGGCCCGUCGCUGGCGUCGCUCGGUUCCGCUCACGACCGCCGCCGACCUGUGACGACUACUGUCCACGUCAGAGGUGCACGGUCAGUACGAACGGCCGAAUCCGCUGCCUCGGCGUCCCUCCCCGCCUCGACGACGACGAUCGUGGACCAUGCCGGUGCCGUACCAGAAGUGGUAAGCGCUGCAAGCGCUCCAAGUCCAAGCGCAAGUCGAAGUCCAAGUCGAAGUGCCGCUGCACAGGAGACUGCGGCUUCCGCGGCCGGGAGCGAGUUCGGACUGUGUUUGUCACUAACCCUGCCCCAGCCGUGCCCGUGCCCGUGCCCGUGCCCGUGCCUGUGCCCGUAAAGAAACACUACCGCUGCAAGUACAAGGGCAGGUGCUGA
Molecule: messenger RNA, 491 nt
Organism: Pollicipes pollicipes
Lineage: Eukaryota; Metazoa; Arthropoda; Thecostraca; Pollicipedomorpha; Pollicipedidae
Exons: 3
Coding region: 48-491 (147 amino acids)
Source: RefSeq, a predicted model, not a curated record